Molecule: messenger RNA, 630 nt
Organism: Staurois parvus
Lineage: Eukaryota; Metazoa; Chordata; Amphibia; Anura; Ranidae
Source: the annotation of a GenBank genome assembly
AUGUAUUUCAACAUUUUCUUUUGUGUGUUGCAGGUUUUCUCCAUAGUGGUCUUUGGUUGCAUAGUUAAUGAGGGAUAUAUUAACCUUUCAACUGAAGAGGAAGAGCAUUGCAUUUUCAACCGAAACCGAAGUGCCUGCACUUAUGGAGUGACCGUAGGGGUGCUGGCGUUCCUUACCUGCAUUCUGUAUCUGGCAGUUGACAUUCACUUUCCACAAAUAAGCAGUGUCAAAGACCGAAAGAAAACUGUGAUAUCUGAUAUUGCUGUGUCUGGUUUGUGGUCCUUCUUCUGGUUUGUUGGUUUCUGCUUUUUAGCCAACCAGUGGCAGGUGUCGAAACAAGAACACAAUCCAAUGAAUGAAGGUGCAGAUGCAGCACGUGCAGCCAUUGCUUUUUCAUUCUUCUCCAUCUUCACCUGGGCGGGACAAGCUGUACUGGCCUACCAACGCUACAGUCUGGGCUCAGAUUCGGCACUGUUCUCUCAGGACUACAUGGACCCAAGCCAAGAUCAAGGGCCUCCUUACCCCCCUUAUGCCAGCAAUGAGGAUCUAGACCCUUCUGCUGGCUAUCAACAGCCUCCUAUGGAUGCCUAUGAGGCUGGCUCACAGGGCUAUCAGUCCCAGGAUUAUUAA